CACCUAGCUCAAUCCAAUUCGCAUAUGAAAUUGUGUCAGUCAGAGAUAAAAACUUCCACGAAAAUGAGCCGACAAGACCUAUAAAUAUGUUAAAGGCAGCUACAGUCUGCACACUCAUUCCUAAAAUGUCUCCGGUUACAUGUCUAGUAGCUCCACUGCUCCUUCUGAUCGCCACGACAUCUGUUCCUGGUCAGGCCAAGGUGGCUGAUGUUUCGCGAAUGAUAGGCGGAGAGUUUGCGGGCCCUGGCCAGUUCCCGCAUCAGGUAUCGCUCCAGUUGAAAGGGCGCCAUCAUUGCAGAGGAUCUCUCAUCUCCGACACGAUGAUUGUAACUGCCGCCCACUGCACCAAGGACCAGAAUCCUUCCCAGAUGAAGGCCAUAGUGGGAACCAACGAUCUGAGCGCCGGCAAUGGGCAGGUUCUCGGCAUUUCCCAGUUCAUCAUCCAUCCGCAAUACAAUCCGCAGAGCCAGGACUUUGACAUGUCGCUGAUCAGGCUAACCAGCCCCGUGCCAAUGGGCGGUGCUGUCAAAACAAUCCAGCUGGCCGAAGCUGACUUCAACUAUGUCGCUGACACAAUGGCCACCAUCAGCGGCUUUGGAGCAAUCAACCAGAAUCUUCAGCUGCCCAACCGCUUGAAGUACGCUCAGGUGCAGCACUGGAGCCGUGACUACUGCAACUCCCAGAACAUUCCCGGUCUCACCGAUAUGGCGAGAAAGCACUAUCAAAAACGACAGUUUAUCGCUGGUUUGCAGAGUUUAAUAGUGGUCGUAGUUCAGUCGCUGACGAAUUCCGUGAAGGUCGCCCAAAAUCGGUUGUUGUGCCACAAAACAUCGAUGGUGUGCGUGAACUAAUAGUGCAAGAUCGACAUGUGACAUAUCGUGAGAUAGAGGCAUCCUUGCACAUUAGUUCCACUUCAAUACAUUCCAUUUUACAUGAACACUUAGUUGUAAAAAAGGUUUGCUCUCGUUGGAUACCCCAUAACUUAUCAAUCGCUCAAAAAAAGGCUCGCGACGAUUGGAGUAAGGAAAUGCUUAAAAAGUUCGACCGAGGUGCUUCAAAAGAUGUUUAUAAAAUCGUGAUAGGUGAUUUAUCAUGGAUAUAUGCGUAUGAGCCGGAAACUAAGCAGCAAUCGACCGUGUGGGUGUUUCAAGAUGAGCAAAAUCCAACAAAAGUUGUUCGAGCACGAAGCACUUCGAAGCAAAUGGUCGCCUGUUUCUUCGGAAGAAUGGGUCAUGUGGCCACUGUUUCGCUAGAGAAACGUAGGACUGUCAAUUCUGAGUGGUACACGACCAUUUGUUUGCCGGAGGUCUUCGGAGAAAUUCGCAAAACCAACUGCCGAGCACGAAUCAUUCUACAUCAUGACAAUGCGAGCUCGCAGACCUCUCGACAAACAGGUCAAGCAGGUUUAAGCAUUCAAAACGUCGAAUUGAUGACUCAUCCUCCCUUAAGUCCUGACUUGGCAC
Messenger RNA from Drosophila miranda, 1463 nucleotides. Its product is annotated as chymotrypsin-1-like. Gene Ontology annotation, biological process: proteolysis. The record is from RefSeq and is a predicted model, not a curated record. Lineage: Eukaryota; Metazoa; Arthropoda; Insecta; Diptera; Drosophilidae. The transcript has a single exon. The coding region runs from base 87 to 851 and encodes 254 amino acids. Gene Ontology annotation, molecular function: serine-type endopeptidase activity.